Messenger RNA from Lipotes vexillifer (Yangtze River dolphin), 3561 nucleotides. It is a transcript of the gene TYK2, whose product is annotated as tyrosine kinase 2. The coding region runs from base 1 to 3561 and encodes 1186 amino acids. The record is from RefSeq and is a predicted model, not a curated record. Gene Ontology annotation, cellular component: cytoskeleton; cytosol; membrane. The transcript is spliced from 23 exons. Gene Ontology annotation, molecular function: growth hormone receptor binding; ATP binding; non-membrane spanning protein tyrosine kinase activity. Gene Ontology annotation, biological process: intracellular signal transduction; protein phosphorylation; growth hormone receptor signaling pathway via JAK-STAT. Lineage: Eukaryota; Metazoa; Chordata; Mammalia; Artiodactyla; Lipotidae.
AUGCCUCUGUGCCAAUGGGGGGCCACCACCAGGGGCAGAAAGCCCGAUGGGAAUGGAGCUCAGCCCAUGGCCACCAGAGGAGGCCUGAAGGUGCUUCUGCACUGGGCCGGCCCCGGUGGCGGGGAGCCCUGGGUCACCUUCAGCGAGGCCACACUAACUGCGGAGGAGGUCUGCCUCCACAUUGCACACAAAGUCGGCAUCACUCCACCCUGCUUCAAUCUUUUUGCCCUCUUCGAUGUCCAGGCCCAGGUCUGGCUGCCUCCAAACCACAUCCUGGAUAUGUCCAGAGACUCGAGCCUGAUGCUGUACUUCCGCAUGAGGUUUUAUUUCCGGAACUGGCAUGGCAUGCAUCCCCAGGAGCCGGCUGUGUACCGCUGCGGUCCCCCAGGGUCCGAGCCUUCCUCAGAACAGGCCGAGCAGGGGGUGCAACUCCUGGACCCCGCCUCCUUUGAGUACCUCUUUGAGCAGGGCAAGCAUGAGUUUGUAAAUGAUGUGGCACCGCUGUGGGAGCUGUCAAGCGAGGAGGAGAUCCACCACUUUCAGAACGAGAGCCUGGGCAUGGCCUUUUUGCACCUCUGCCACCUCGCUCUCUGCCAUGGUGUCCCCCUUGAGAAGGUGGCCAAGAAGAUCAGCUUCAAGGACUGCAUCCCACGCUCCUUCCGGCGGCAGAUCCGGCAGCACAAUGCUCUGACGCGGCUGCGCCUGCGGAGCAUCUUCCGCAAGUUCCUGCGGGCCUUCCAGCCGGGCUGCCUCUCCCAGCAGGUUGUCAUGGUGAAGUACCUGGCCACACUCGAGCGGCUGGCGCCCCGCUUCGGCACAGAGCGCGUGCCCGUGUGCCACCUGGAGCUACUGGCCCAGGCCGAGGGGGAGCCCUGCUACAUCCGGGAUGGUGGACAGGCCCCUCCCGACCCCGGGCCCGAGUCUGCCGCAGGACCCCCCACCCACGAGGUGCUGGUGUCGGGCACCGACGGCAUCCAGUGGCGGCUGGUACAGGCAGAGGUGAGUGGGGCGCCCCUUCCAUCUAGCAGUCCAGGAAGGGUGCCCCAUGCUGGCCCAUCUGGGAAGAAAGCCAAGGCCCAGGAGGUGGGCAACCAGCCAGUGCACAGACCUCAGGAGGCCCCAUGGGCCUACUUCUGCGACUUCCAGGACAUCACCCACGUGGUGCUGAAAGAACGCCGCGUCAGCAUUCAUUGUCAGGACAACAAGUGCCUGGAGUUGACCCUGCCUUCCCGGGCUGCGGCCCUGUCCUUGGUGUCACUGGUGGAUGGCUACUUCCGCCUGACGGCCGACUCAAGCCACUACCUAUGCCACGAGGUGGCUCCUCCACGGCUGGUGAUGAGUAUCCAGGAUGGUAUCCACGGACCCCUGCUGGAGCCAUUUGUGCUGGCCAGGCUGCAGCCCGAGGAUGGCCUCUACCUCAUCCACUGGAGCACCAGCCACCUCCACCGCCUUAUCCUCACGGUGGUCCAGCGCGACCAGGCACCCGGCGUGAAGGGCUUGCACCUGCGGAAGUUCCCCAUCCAGCUGCAGGCUGGGACUGUCGCGCUGGAGGGCUGGGACCGGUCCUUCCCCAGCGUGCGCGAGCUGCGGGUUGCCCUGCAGGGCUGCUCCCUGCGGGCCGGCGACGACUGCUUUUCCCUGCACCACUGCUGCCUGCCACAGCCGGGAGAGAUCUCCAACCUCAUCGUCACGCGGGGACCUCGGGCCAGCAGCAGGCCACUCAACCUCAGCCAUCUCAGAUUCCACCAGGUCCGCCAGGAAGACAUCACCCAGCUGUCCCACUUGGGCCAGGGCACGAGGACCAACGUGUAUGAGGGCCUCUUGCGAGUGGGGGGCGGAGGCCCCGAGGAGGACAAGGUGGAUGGCGGGGACCCCCCCAUGCCCGGGGCGGGCUGUGAACAGGAGCUGCGAGUGGUACUCAAGGUGCUAGAUCCCAGUCACCGUGACAUCGCCCUGGCCUUCUACGAGACAGCCAGCCUCAUGAGCCAGGUCUCCCACGUGCACCUGGUCUUCGUGCACGGCAUCUACAUGCAGGGCUCCGACAACAUCAUGGUGACGGAGUACGUGGAGCACGGGCCCCUGGACGUGUGGCUGCGGCGGGAGAGGGGCCACGUGCCCCUGGCCUGGAAGCUGGCAGUGGCCCAGCAGCUGGCCAGCGCCCUCAGCUACCUGGAAGACAAGAGGCUGGUUCACAGCAACGUGUGUGGCCGGAACAUCCUCCUGGCACGGCUGGGGCUGGCGGAGGGCACCAGCCCCUUCAUCAAGUUGAGUGACCCCGGUGUGGGCCUGAGCGCCCUCUCCAGGGAGGAACGGGUGGAGCGGAUCCCCUGGACAGCCCCUGAGUGCCUGUCCGGUGGAGCCAACAGCCUAAGCACUGCAGCCGACAAGUGGGGCUUUGGUGCCACCCUCCUGGAGAUCUGCUUCGAUGGGGAGGCCCCCCUGCAGGGCCGCAGCCCCUCCGAGAAAGAGUGCUUCUACCAGAAGCAGCACAAGCUGCCUGAGCCCUCGUGCCCAGAGCUGGCCAUACUCACCAGCCAGUGCCUGACCUAUGAGCCAGCCCAGCGGCCAUCCUUCCGCACCAUCCUGCGUGACCUCACUCAGCUGCAGCCCCAAAAUCUCGUUGAUGUCUUGUCUGUGAACCCGGACUCAUCGGUGUCAGAUCCUACGGUUUUCCACAAGCGCUAUUUGAAAAAGAUCCGGGAUCUGGGUGAGGGUCACUUCGGAAAGGUCAGCUUGUACUGCUACGAUCCAACCAAUGACGGCACUGGUGAGGUGGUGGCUGUGAAGGCCCUCAAGGCAGGCUGCGGUCCCCAGCUCCGUACAGGCUGGAGGCGAGAGAUCGAAAUCUUGCGCACACUCUACCACGAGCACAUUGUCAAGUACAAGGGCUGCUGCGAGGACCAAGGCGAGAAGUCGGUACAGCUGGUCAUGGAGUAUGUGCCCCUGGGCAGCCUCCGAGACUACUUGCCCCGGCACAACGUCGGGCUGGCCCAGCUGCUGCUCUUCUCCCAGCAGAUCUGUGAGGGUAUGGCCUACCUGCACGCGCAGCACUACGUGCACCGAGACCUGGCCGCACGCAAUGUGCUGCUGGACAACAACAGGCUGGUCAAGAUUGGGGACUUCGGCCUCGCCAAGGCCGUGCCCGAAGGCCAUGAGUACUACUGCGUGCGCGAGGAUGGGGACAGCCCCGUGUUCUGGUAUGCCCCGGAGUGCCUGAAGGAGUGUAAGUUCUACUAUGCAUCCGACGUCUGGUCCUUUGGGGUCACCAUGUAUGAGCUGCUGACCUACUGUGACUCCACCCAGAGCCCCCCCUCGAAAUUCAUCGAGCUCAUAGGCCUCACCCAGGGGCAGAUGACAGUGCUGAGGCUCACUGAGCUGCUGGAACGAGGGGAGAGGCUGCCACAGCCAGAGAAAUGUCCCUGUGAGAUCUAUGGCCUCAUGAAGAACUGCUGGAAAGCAGAGGCCUCUUUCCGCCCGACAUUCCAGAACCUCAUACCCAUCCUCAAAACGGUCCACGAGAAAUACCAAGGCCAGGCAGCCUCAGCGUUCAGUGUCUGCUGA